Molecule: messenger RNA, 930 nt
Organism: Gopherus evgoodei (Goodes thornscrub tortoise)
Lineage: Eukaryota; Metazoa; Chordata; Testudines; Testudinidae
Product: olfactory receptor 13G1-like
Biological process (GO): G protein-coupled receptor signaling pathway
Cellular component (GO): membrane
Molecular function (GO): G protein-coupled receptor activity; olfactory receptor activity
Source: RefSeq, a predicted model, not a curated record
AUGGAUCCCAGUAACCACACCAGAGUGACCGAGUUCAUCAUGCUGGGCCUCUUUGACCAUCCUCACCCCCAGGGCUUGUUUUAUGUGCUAUUCCUAUACAUUUAUAGUUUCAUCAUGGGCAAUUCCCUGAUUAUUGUGGCUAUUGUCCUCCACCCACCUCUCCACACCCCCAUGUACUUCCUCAUUGCCAAUUUGGCCAUAGUCGACAUUCUGUGCACUUCCUCAGUUCUGCCCAAAAUGCUGGAAAACCUGAUGCAAGAGAUGAAAAACAUCUCCUUUGAUGGCUGCAUGACCCAGCUCUUUUUCUUCACUUUCACAGCUGGGACAGAGCUUAUGCUCCUCACUAUCGUGUCAUAUGACCGGUAUGUAGCCAUCUGCCACCCCUUGUGCUAUGUCAACUUGAUGAACUGGAGAAUUAGUAUCAGUUUAGCAGCUGGUGUCUGGGGUGUGGGUUUUUUCAAUUCAUUGGUGAACACAUUGCUCGUGCUGCGCUUAGAUUUUUGUGGACCCAACCUCAUCCAGCACUUUUUUUGUGAAUUCCCAAACACACUGGCACUUUCCUGCAGCUCCACCUACCUCAACGAAAUUAUGGUCUACAUGGCAGACAUUUGCCUGGUCAAGGGGAACUUCCUGCUGACCCUCAUGUCCUACAGCUUCAUCAUUAUCACCAUCCUGAAAAUCAGGGACUCCAAAGGGAAGCAGAAAGCCUUCUCCACCUGUUCCUCCCACCUGCUUGUGGUCACCUUGUACUACUCCUCUAUAUUUUACACCUACAUCCGGCCAACCACCAGUAACACUCUGGAUAACAACAGGAUGGCAACCAUAAUGUAUACGCUAGUGACUCCCACUCUGAACCCUCUCAUCUACAGUUUGCGCAAUAAGGAGGUCAAAGUGGCUGUCCUGAAAAUAUUUUCUUUCACCACAAAAUAG